This is a messenger RNA of Phragmites australis (common reed), 2301 nucleotides long. RefSeq lists its product as uncharacterized. The transcript has 14 exons. The record is from RefSeq and is a predicted model, not a curated record. Bases 414 to 1922 code for a protein of 502 amino acids. NCBI's taxonomy places the organism in Eukaryota, Viridiplantae, Streptophyta, Magnoliopsida, Poales, Poaceae.
ACUUAUCCGCCUCUUUAACGUUCACAUUUCGCACGCCCACUGCGCCUACUACCGUCCCGUCUCGCUCCGAUCCCCACCCCACCCACCGCCUCCCCACGCCGCCGGCGCCUGACUGCCUCAGGCCCCCCUCGAGGCCCCACCUCAGUCGCCGCUCGCCGGAAUCCGCGGCUCGCGGCGAGCAUUCCGAGCUCCGGGCCUCCGGAGACCGCGGGUUGCCGCGGCGGUUCGCGCGGAUCUGAGGCUGCUGGGUCGGAAUUCGGGUGAUAGCUGGCAGCUGGAGCCGGGUCGACUUGAUUUGGCGAGUUUAGGAGGAUUUGUUCGGAGGAAGGAAUUUGGGGAGGAAGAGUUUGUGGGCGCGUGAGGUACAUGAGCCCCGGUGGUCUCUGCCGCUGCCACCUCGUCGUCGGGAAGCAAUGAUCGAGCAGUUCGUUAAUUUCGUCAUCCGGCCGCCUCGUGCAGAGUACAAUCCGGAUCAGUAUUUAUGGGAGCCAGAGUUCACUCUUGCAGGAAGGAAGUACAAACGACUAGAUUUGGAGCUUACGAAUGAAAGAAGUCAGAAUUUAAAAUGCAGCCACUACGUUCCUGCUGUCAUCCCAGAAAACACUGCCCUUCCAUGUGUAAUCUAUUGCCAUGGAAAUAGUGGAUGCAGAGCAGAUGCAAAUGAAGCCGCUGUCAUACUUCUUCCUUCAAAUAUCACUCUUUUUACACUUGACUUUGCGGGGUCAGGGCUAUCAGGUGGAGAGCAUGUCAGCCUUGGUUGGCACGAGAAGCAGGAUCUCAAAUGCGCAGUGUCCUUUUUGCGUAACAAUAAGCAAGUUUCUUGCAUAGGACUUUGGGGACGUUCAAUGGGUGCUGUUACAAGCCUACUUUACGGAGCGGAAGACCCCUCAAUUGCUGGCAUGGUUUUGGACAGUGCUUUCUCUAACUUAUAUGACUUAAUGAUGGAGCUUGUAGAAGUUUACAAAAUACGGGUUCCUAAGUUCACGGUUAAGAUGGCUGUUCAGUACAUGCGACGUGUCAUUCAGAGAAGAGCCAAAUUUGACAUAAUGGAUCUUAAUGUUGUCCAGUUUGCACCCAAGACAUUUAUUCCUGCGUUAUUUGGACAUGCAUCGAAUGAUAUGUUUAUUCAGCCACAUCACACUGAUCAUAUUCACCAGGCAUAUGCAGGGGAUAAAAAUUUAAUUAAAUUUGAGGGUGAUCACAACUCCCAAAGGCCCCAGUUUUAUUAUGACUCUGUUUCAAUAUUCUUCUAUAACGUUCUCCACCCGCCUCAGUUUCCUUCAUCAUGCUCAAAUAAGUUUGAUAAGUACUACAACCUUGGUGCUUUUAAGGCUGGUGCUGGUACCAAUGAGAGCUUAUUGUAUGAGAUCAUGAAUGGUCUAAGGGCAGCUGGCACUGAUGCGGGCAGUUCAUCAGCAGCUACAACUAAUUUCACUAAUGCUACAAAAUCAGUAGUUGAAUUGCUGACAGAGAGGGUAAAUCAGCUGUCUGUUAAAAAUGAUAAUGACUUGGAUUUCCUUUUGGAUGAAAAUCAUAACCAAACUGAGAUGGACAGUAACACAACUGAAUGUCAAUUAGAGGAUAAAGCAAACAGACAAAAUGAGGAGUGCUGCUCAUAUACCAGCUCAAACAGAGAGAGCUGGGGAAGAUGUUCAUCCUUGGGCGCAGCUAGUGAUGGAUCAUCAUCAGGCGAGCAGCCAGGGGUAUCUAAUUAUAAACAUAAGAGCAUGACACUACGGGCUCUAGCGACGCCACUGAGACGGAUACGAAGGAAAACUCUCACGAUCCCAAAGGAGAAGAAGAAUCGGUCCCUAUGGAAGAGGCUGAAAAAAGAGAGACAAGAGAUGGGGGAAAACUUAUCCCAGCGUCUCAGGCUGUGUCUCCAAGGCCAGGCUCAACACAAGAGAACCAAGUCGUCUUGACAAAUGUGAAUACGCACUUUAACUUGGACGGAUCUGCUAGGAACACUGAUGAUUCACCAACAGAAAUGCGCGAUGCUUCUGACAUUUGGCGCCAGCCAUGCUGUAUACAUUGGUCGGACAUUACUUAGUCUUCUGUCAGGUCAGGCCAUGGAUGACCCCAACCCCUAUGUUAACUGACAAUCUUCCGUAUUUGGUCCUCAUUUUUUCAUGUAAAUUCAUGGCUGUAGAGUUGUACCGUGUGACUCCUGUUUGGGGAAGGAGUACCGGUGCAUUACUUUCAAGAUUUGUGUAGGCUUUGAAGGUCGAAUUGUAUCGACAGAAUGUCUCAUUUCUUUGCAGUUCGGUUACAUAUCUGAUUCUCUGCAUUGUUCGAAUUUUA